AUGGCCAAACUACAUCUUCCGGAACAUUUAAUCUAUGACAUAUUGUCCAGAUUACCUACAAAGUCUAUAAUUCGAUUUAUGUGUGUGAGCCAAACAUGGAACUCUUUGAUACAAGAUCCUUAUUUUACUCGGCUCCGCCGCCAAAACUUAGACAACCUCCUAUUCCUUGUUGUUUGUCAUAAAUUUGACUGGUCUGAGCGAAUAAAUAAGUUUCAACCCGGUAUCUUUGUAGGUAAUAUACCAACUCAUGAAGACCAAGGGUCACUUGAACUAAACAAUUCUACACACAUUCUCACUAUGCCCAAAAUUCCCAGCUUUGAUGUCCAUUAUGUGAAUGGUUUGAUUUGUUCAUAUUCUAGAUUGUACUUGUACGAUCCUGACAAUGUCAUACAUAUACACAUAUGUAACCCAACAACUCGACAAGUUGUCGCCCUUCCCCGCGACAACAAUUUAGAUUUUUAUCCAAAGUUUCUUCUCCGCACAAAUUUUGGAUACGACCCUUUGGGAGAUAAUUAUAAGGUUCUUAAUGUCAUUUUCACCGAGACUGAUUUAUUUCAAAAAUUGAGGAUUUUAACAGUUGGUGAUAAUGUAUGGAGGAAUGUUGGUCAUGCCAUACCCUUUGAUUUAAUGUCAAAUAUAGUAAAACGUAUUGGUACUUGUGUCAAUGGUGCUAUACAUUGGUUAGAUUUUAGCCGAAAUGUCAUAUUGGUGUUUGAUUUGGGGAUUGAGCAAUUUAGAGAAAUUCCUAUCUUUGAAUUUCAUAUGAUACCUUCAACCCGCAUUAUUUUGUUUAGUGGACAUUUAUGCUUAGUAAAUCAUUAUUUAAGUGGUGAGGUACAUAUGUCAAUUUUAAAGGACUAUGAAAAUCAUGUGUGGAUUAAGCAUGAAAGGAUCAUUAUUAGUAAAGAAGAUUCAUUUUGGAUAUAUCGAAGACUACUUCCUUUGUGCAAAACAGACACACAAGAGAUCAUAUUGUUGUCGAGAAAUAUGCCUAGCAAACAAUUACAAGUUUGUUAUUAUGAUACAAAGACAAGAAGCGCUAGGAGAAUUUUUGCAGUCAAAGGAAGUUCUUCGUGUCCUUCUGACGAAUUUUAUUAUUGGAGUAUACAUAAUUCAAAAUCGUUGUUUGUAUAUAAAGAAAACUUCAAACAGUUAUAA
Messenger RNA from Trifolium pratense (red clover), 1158 nucleotides. Its product is annotated as putative F-box protein At2g16220. The record is from RefSeq and is a predicted model, not a curated record. Bases 1 to 1158 code for a protein of 385 amino acids. NCBI's taxonomy places the organism in Eukaryota, Viridiplantae, Streptophyta, Magnoliopsida, Fabales, Fabaceae. The transcript has a single exon. Gene Ontology annotation, molecular function: protein binding.